UUUUAUUUGAUAGGUAUAUUUUUUUAGUUUAUGAAUUGAAAGAAAAAAGUUGAAAAAAUUUAACAUAACUAAAGAUAUAAAUUUUAUAUUAAAUUAAAAUUAUUAAAAUGGAGUGCGUUUAAAAAAUUUUAGGGUGUAAAUAAAAUUUCUCUAUAAUAAUUAAAAACAAACAAGUUGUAGUUUUGACAUACAUGCUACGUAACUAUACAAUAUUCCCACUGGGCCUCUAUAUAAUGACAGGAGAAACAAGCUUAUUACUUAGCCUAGUUAGCUUUCUCUAGCUUAACUCUAAAAUGGAAACUGCAUCAUCAAUUGAUUCUCUUUCUCCCCAAGGUUAUGCACCCAAUUUUUCUAAUAAUGAAAUUAAUCAUGAGAUCACAGACACCAAUACCAAUACUCCUAAUAAAUUUUAUAGUAAUAUUAAUGCCCAAACUGAAAUAAGUAAUGUUGAUGAACUUCCCACCAUUGACUACUCUCUCCUCUUCUCUACCGAUCCUAAUAUACAACCCAAAGCACUCAAUUACCUCUCUAGUGCCUGUCACCACUAUGGUUUCUUCUACCUGGUAAAUCAUGGGGUUCCUGAAUACGUUUUGAAGAGUGUUUUAAAAGAAACAUCUGAUUUCUAUGAUGGAACACUGAUAGAGGAGCGUAGGCAGUACGAGAGAAAGAGUUGCAGUGAUAAGAUCCGAUGGGAACUACGGUCAUCAUCUGGUGAGAACAGGGAAUAUCUCAAGAUUGUUACACAUCCCCACUACCAUUCCCCUUCUAACCAACCCACUUUAAGUAAAGCUUUGGAAGAGUAUAAGAAAAGAAUGCGAGAAGUGGUACAUGGUUUAGGAAAAGCCAUAUCGAAAACACUAGGAAUGGAAGAAUCAUUCAUUGAAAAAGCAUUUAAGCUUGAGUCAGGGUUUGAUGUGGUUGCCCUCAAUUAUUACCCUCCAAACUUUAAAUCCAAAGGUUCAAUGGGAUUGCCUGAUCAUACCGAUCCAGGAUUCUUUGUUUCCCUAAUCCAAGAUGUCAAUGGAGGGCUUCAAAUUCUAUCCCAUCAAGGCAAACGCAUCAACAUAAAUUAUAUGCCUUCCAAUGCUAUUUUGAUUAAUAUUGGAGAUCAUCUUGAGAUUGUAAGUAAUGGAAAGUACAAGAGCCAUGUUCAUAGAGUUGUGGUAGGCAACAACAAAGUGAAGAGGAUAUCUGUGGCGACACUUCACGGACCAUCGUUGGAUGCGUUUGUGAAACCUGUGUCUGAUUUCGUGGACGACGACGAUCACCCAUCCAAGUACGAUGGAGCCACAUACAAGCAGUCCUUGGAAGCCACUGGUUAUGAUGAGGUUGAUGUUCAAUCUAGUAUUCAACAUUUUCGAACCAAUAAUUAUUAAUUUAUAAUAAUGAUCAGUUGUCAUGGUUGGUUACUGAUGAUCGUCAUUCGUGAUGAUCAUAUAUAAUUAAUUUAUUCUCGUAUGUAUUUGAGAGAAGGGAUCUAAGGGUGAAGAUUUGUGUGGCUUUUAUAUUACUUAAGUGUGAAAUAAUGAUAGUUUUAUAGUGUGUGGGAAUAUGGCAAUGUGCCACAUGCAUGGUUUGGAGGCUCGGGAUGAAUGUAUAAUAAAAGUCUUUUUAAUUAAACUUAUUGUAUUUUAAUAAAUAAAUAAACAAGAAUAUCAAAUUUGUGUUAAAAUUUAGUUGUGAAAUUAUUCUACAUACUAUUUAUUUAAUUUUUUUUUUCUUUAUUUAUGGUUUGAGUUGUUCCUGUGAUUUUUAUGUAGGUUGUUUUAUAAAUUUUAGUUGCGAUUUAGAUUGCUCCGAUAGCAACGGAUUUUUAUGUAGAUUUUCAUAAAAGUAAAAAAAAAAAACUAUUUUGAAGUUUAAUUACUAUGUUACUAUAGAAAUCUUCAAUACAUAGUUUUUUUUAGUUGGAAAGAUGAGAUGCGGUGAAAAGUGAGUUAGCUUACUUACAGCUAAGAUUCACUGAGUAUUAUUUAUAUAUGAUAAAAUUAAUACAAUAAAGGUUACAACAGAAAGUUGUUACAAGAAGAUAAAGAAGUUGAUAUGAUGUCAGCAAAUAACUAACUUCUAACUACUCAAUACAGCUGAA
This is a messenger RNA of Cannabis sativa, 2089 nucleotides long. RefSeq names its product 2-oxoglutarate-dependent dioxygenase 19-like. The transcript is spliced from 4 exons. Bases 294 to 1376 code for a protein of 360 amino acids. The record is from RefSeq and is a predicted model, not a curated record. Lineage: Eukaryota; Viridiplantae; Streptophyta; Magnoliopsida; Rosales; Cannabaceae.